This is a messenger RNA of Myotis lucifugus (little brown bat), 585 nucleotides long. RefSeq names its product anaphase-promoting complex subunit 15. The record is from RefSeq and is a predicted model, not a curated record. Lineage: Eukaryota; Metazoa; Chordata; Mammalia; Chiroptera; Vespertilionidae. Gene Ontology annotation, cellular component: anaphase-promoting complex. Gene Ontology annotation, biological process: regulation of mitotic cell cycle spindle assembly checkpoint. The coding region runs from base 5 to 370 and encodes 121 amino acids. The transcript has a single exon.
AGCCAUGUCCACCUUGUUUCCCUCCCUCUUCCCCUGUGUGACUGAAACUCUGUGGUUUAAUCUGGAUCGGCCUUGUGUGGAAGAGACAGAGCUGCAGCAGCAAGAACAGAAGCAUCAAGCCUGGCUCCAGAGCAUCGCAGAGAAAGACAACAACCUGGUACCUAUUGGCAAGCCGGCCUCAGAGCACUAUGAUGAUGAGGAAGAGGAGGAUGAAGAUGACGAUGAGGAUAGUGAAAAGGACUCAGAGGAUGAUGAGGACAUGCAGGACAUGGACGAGAUGAAUGACUACAAUGAGUCACCUGAUGAUGGAGAGGUCAAUGAGGUGGACAGGGAAGGCAACAACCAGGAUCAGGACCCGUGGAUGAUCUAAGUAGACAAGGCAGGAUGGCCUCAAGGAGAUUCCAGGCCAACCCAACCUACCCUGUGACUCCUGCAGAACCAGCUGAUCACCCCAGUGCCUGAAAGUUCACCCUCAGGCACCUCCUCAGCUGCUGCCAGGACCUGUUCUCCUUGGCCCCUCCCAGGCCAUCAACCUGCCCUUGAAUCCCCAGGACCUGAGUCCACCCCACCUUUCUGGCCAGUAUC